Clavispora lusitaniae ATCC 42720 is the source of this 1296-nucleotide messenger RNA. RefSeq lists its product as uncharacterized. Gene Ontology annotation, cellular component: nuclear membrane; nuclear envelope. The record is from RefSeq and is a predicted model, not a curated record. Gene Ontology annotation, biological process: nuclear envelope organization; lipid homeostasis. Lineage: Eukaryota; Fungi; Ascomycota; Pichiomycetes; Serinales; Metschnikowiaceae.
AUGAGCUUUCAAGAGUUGGGAUUUGGAAUAAAUCUGCUAUCGCUUCAUGAUCUGUUGAACGUCUCGCAAGACAUGCACGAUGAUCCAAUGGAGAUUGAUGAAAUACACUUCAAUCUUGAUGAUCAGGAAGUUGUGGACCCGUCUAAUAACUCGUCAUCUUCAGAAUCCUUAGACAUUUCGGAAGACAUUGAGAAUGACGAUAGUCAAGCUCAUCUGCUACUAAAUGCUUUGAGUCCCACCAAUCUAGGCGCCCAAUACGCUUUGAAGAAACAAAAGCUUCUCAUGCCUCCACCCCCAUCCGCCUCAUCGCCUUCUUCAUCACCUUCCAAAGAUCUGGAUUUGCACGACUACGAGUUUGAUACGAGCUCGAUGCAUCCGUACCGACAAUUGCCCUUUGCUAGCAAAGAUCCCGACCGUAGCUCUUUCAAUCCAAAUGUCAAUCUGUCCUUCUUCCUGGAUGUUUCUGACACCCCGAAUACAAGGAAUGACGCACACUCGUCAUUCUACUAUAACACUAUGAUGAAUCGCUCGUACAAUUAUCGCAAGCAAAUGUUUCCAGAGCAGUACCAGGGCGCAAACACCAGCAUAUCCGUCCAUGAACCGGAUUCCCGCUCCAGUGCAGUACAAGUUCAUCACCAUCACUAUUACAGCCUGGGUUAUGAAGAUUCUGGAAGCACUCUUCCUGGUUCAGCGAACUUUCUUAAGCAGUAUCGCUCGCAAAUUAUGCCACAUGGCGACACCUUCGAUGAAAAGGUAACCCAGGUCCAAAGGCAAGCAUAUCAAGGGAUGCUUCCUCUUCCGUGGGAUUCUAAAUCUUCUCCUGCUGAGCGGGUACCGUACGUUUUGUCCUCAUAUUUACAACUUGCCUUAAACAUGGUGCUCUCGUGUUAUCUCUUGCAUAUUAUCGUCAGUAUAGUGCAAACCAUUCGUCAAGAUGUUGCCCAUCGGCUUGAGUCCCAGGCAAAUAAUUUGCUUGUUGAGAUCGCCCUGUGUGAACGCUCCUACCAUGAAAAUAACUGUUCACCUGAUACAAUUGUGCCCGCCCUCGAGAAGAUGUGUGCCUACUGGGAGAAGUGCAUGAACCAAGAUCCAUUCAAGGGAGGUAACACCUCGCUGGUAAGUGCCCAAAUCAUUGGAAUGAUAUUGAAUUCAUUGGUCGAGCCCUUAAGUUUCAAAGUUUUCUUGGUUGCUGCGGGAGCUAUUACAGUUGUUUUCUCCUGCAACUUUGCAUUCGGAUAUAUUCGUGCAAAAACUUACUAUGGAUGGGCCUCGGCCCAAACUGCCGGACUGACCUAA